Messenger RNA from Drosophila yakuba, 1358 nucleotides. RefSeq lists its product as uncharacterized. The transcript is spliced from 2 exons. Gene Ontology annotation, biological process: positive regulation of DNA-templated transcription. NCBI's taxonomy places the organism in Eukaryota, Metazoa, Arthropoda, Insecta, Diptera, Drosophilidae. The record is from RefSeq and is a predicted model, not a curated record. The coding region runs from base 99 to 1061 and encodes 320 amino acids. Gene Ontology annotation, cellular component: nuclear body.
CAAAAGUGUUCUUGGUAUUUCCGCGCUUUCCGCGACUGGUCCUUGGUCACGUACGAAAAUGUUUGGAUGCUAGCGAUUUCACGGAAUUGAAGUGGAAAAUGAGCGGCCAGAAGCACCUGCGAUUGCGCUACUACACCUCCUUGGAGGAGGCGAUGCUGGUGCGGCUGUGGCGCGAGCACCUGCACGACAUACCCUCCUACACGGACAACCUGCCCAUUUUCCGGGAGAUCGCGCACGGCCUGCAGCAGCACGGCGUGCGUCUCAACAAACAGGAGGCUCGCCGGCGCAUCAACAGCUACCGCAACAAGUAUUUAAACGAGCGCAACCGCGCGGAGGGCAAUGCGGACUUCCAGACCGACUGGCGCCUCUAUCCGCUGAUCGACAGCCUCUUCCGUCCUGCCAGGCCGUCGACGGACCUCUUCCACGCGCGCAAUGUCUUGGAGACGGCCGCCGCGAGAGCACGGGCGGAUCUGCCCUCCCUGCCGCCACUGCAUCUCACGUCCGCCGCCCACCUGAAGUUCGAGCGCGACCCGGACGGAAGCGCCUUUCUCGAUCCACAGCCCAUGGUGCACGCAGUGGUGAAGACAGAGCCGCGGCAAGACGACCAACACCAGCCGGUGAAGACUGAACACAAUCCCACAGAAACGCAACUGGGAAUGGCGGCUAACCACUGCCCGCAGGGAGCUGCCGCCGACAUUGCCAUUCGGCGGGCCCCUCUCAUGCCUGCCAACCACAUCCUGCCCGAGGCAGAGGAGGCGCCAUAUGGGUGCCACACCAACGGCCUGUCGGACGCCGAACGUUCGGCGACCAAACGGCGACGAGGGCGUCGUAGUAUUCUGCCACACACGGGCAAGAUCACAAUGGCCGUAGUGGAGGAGCUGCGCAAGGAGAACAAGAUGCUCGAGGAGCAGAAUGACGCAUGUCUGCAGGCGCUCGAGCACAAGGAGAAGCAGUUUAUCACCAUGAAGCAGAACUUCCUGGCCUAUCUGGAGCGGCAGGAGGCCUUGCUGGCGCAAAUACAGCAGAGAGCCAUUAAGCUGGAACCCGAUCGCGACUACUAGAACGUCGGGUGAUGAUUAUGAGCCAGCUUUAGGUUUAAGUAGAGAACAGAGUCCCACCGGCGGACGUCGAGUCUCGUCGCUUGACCAUGUGUAUUUCAUUUCGUUCCUUUCGCAGACACAGAAGUCUAUUUCACUUGACGUACAAAGCAGCAUAGCGAACCGAAGAUAUUUUUAUUUCUUAACCUUUUCUUAUUAAAACGUAUGUAUAAUGUGUAUAAAAAAAAUCCGACUUUGUAAAAGAAUUCUGUACGGUCUUUAAGUUAAGUUCAGUUACUGAUUAAAAGUUUAAAAUGUAAA